GCGUGAGUGAGUGUGUUGUACCUGUACGGAAGAUGUGCGUCGGGGGAAUAAGUGUAAAACAGUGACCGUCAAAAUGUGAAUUGCGCCACAAAUGGCGCUCCGGUUCUUGGGUGACUAGAUUGCAAGCUUUCGCGUACCGGGCUCUCGGUUGGUGUUGACAACUUUUUUUCCUGCCUGCUGAACGUGAUACUAAUCUAUCGUUGCUCGGCCGACUCGGCGAACUGACGGUGACGGAUGUGAUCGUAGUAGGCAUAACGACAUUUCCACGUGCGUUUGUGUGAGUGCCGCCCCAGGUCGAGAGAACCAUAAUGGCGGAAAAUAUUGUGUAAUUUUCAGUUAUGGUGUCAUUUCCCGGUUUGAAAAGUCGGUGAAAUUUCGUUUGUUUUCGGUCAAAACACGUGCAAAAGAGAAUCUAAGGUGGCAUUUUUGUGAAAAUCGAUGCAGUUGUGUACCUUUGAAAUUGAAGAAGCAUCGAAAUCUAGUGCUUUUGAUUUUGGAGAAUAGAUCCUGUUGGUGAGCUGGCACUACGCAAAGGAGCUUAUGCGUAUAGCUGUUCUACAAGGAAGAUUUGAUCCAAUUGCUCCGAAAAUAGUUUAGUUAUUCCGUUAUAAGCAUGUGCUUUAAUUUUUACUACAGUUAUUUUAUUUUCAAUUGAUUUCAAUCAGUGCGAUUGAAACACAUCCAACGUAUUGUGAAUCGAAAAGUUACUGGAAAACCAAUAAAGUGCUGUAACUAAAAAAAUCCUUCAUGCGAGGGUAACAGGUGUAUUUUCUCAACCGAAGUGCCGUGGAAAGCGGAAAACGCAAGAGAAUAUCCAACAACAAGUGAAUUGUUCCUGUAGCGCGCAGAAAAGAAGAAAGUCUGGUGACGCAACUCUGGCUUCCUGCUCAAACAAAACCCGGAGAUGGCGAUGCAGUGUGCUUGGUGAAACUUGUGCUUACGGUACAUACCUCUCUACCUCCCAACCAGGGCCGGGGGUGAUUCGACGAGCAACAGAUGCCGACGACAACGAAGUCAACGACGACGACAGAACCGACUGCAAACAACUCGGUUUGUUAUAAUCUUCGUCAAGGUAGUCAACGAAAUUUUACACCAUACUAGUUGAAAACUUCGCAUCAAAAGCCGACAACUCAAAAGCAUGACCAAUAAAGCCAGACUUCGCAGCUGCAAGGAACUGUGUAAUCCGAACUUUUUCUGCAACGUAACUUAAACUCUGGAACUGAACUUUCCUAUUGAUAGACGUCAAUUUAAAAAAGUGAGUGAAGUUGCAAUCAACUUCACGUUAAAUUAUUGUUAGAAGGAGUGUCAAGUAGUAUAAGGUAACAGAAUUCAAACCGACCGAAGAAGGAAACUGAAUGUGAUAUUAAUUAGUGUCUAAGUCAGUAGCAUAAUAUCAAAGAACGUGGUUUAGCUUUUUAUGAAACUUUGUGAUUGAUAAUAACGAGCUUCUAUACAGUUUGGUAAUCGUUACAUAAAACAACAUUAUCAUCAUAGAUUACCAAACUCUACCAAACAUGGAAGAUGAUCCCGAUGAUAAGGAUGACACCAAGAGGAAGUCCCGCAACCUCAGCGAGAAGAAGCGUCGCGAUCAGUUCAACCUGCUGGUCAACGAGCUCAGCUCGAUGGUGUCGUCCAAUAGCCGCAAAAUGGACAAGAGCACCGUGCUCAAGUCGACGAUUGCAUUUCUGAAGAGCCACAACGAGAUAGCGGUCAGGUCCAGGGUGCACGAAAUCCAGACCGACUGGAAGCCUUCCUUUUUGUCCAACGAAGAGUUCACGCAUCUGAUUCUGGAAGCUCUGGAUGGAUUCAUCAUAGUGUUUUCGUCGACGGGUCGGGUGUUCUACGCAUCGGAGAGUAUUACAUCACUGCUGGGUCAUCUGCCUAGUGACUUGCUGAACAUGACCGUGUACGAUAUGGUGUACGAGGACGAUCAGAACGAUCUGUACAACAUUCUGCUGAAUCCGGCGGCUGUGGUGGAUCCGCUUCAGACGGGGAUCUCCCGCGAAAAUCAGGUUACCUUUUCGUGCUACAUUAAACGUGGUACGUCUGACUACCGGACGGAGGUUUCGUACGAGUUGGUUCAAUUCACCGGGUACUUCAGAAGUGACGUGGAUGCGGAUUCUCUGAUGACCACAUCGCGGUUUAGCGGCUACAUGACUGAUGCCGAUACGAGGCUGAUCUUCGUGGGGACUGGUAGAUUGCAGACUCCGCAGUUAAUUCGAGAAAUGUCGAUAGUGGAUAGCUCCAAAAGCGAAUUUACUUCUCGACAUAGCUUGGAGUGGAAGUUUCUCUUUCUGGACCAUCGGGCACCUCCCAUAAUUGGUUAUCUACCAUUCGAAGUGUUGGGCACUUCUGGGUAUGAUUACUAUCAUUUUGAUGAUCUGGAAAAGGUAGUUUCGUGUCAUGAAGCUUUAAUGCAAAAAGGUGAGGGAACGUCGUGCUUCUACAGGUUUCUGACCAAAGGUCAGCAGUGGAUUUGGCUGCAAACUCGCUUCUACAUCACCUACCAUCAGUGGAAUUCGAAACCAGAGUUUGUGGUGUGUACGCAUCGAGUCGUGAGCUACGCCGAUGUAAUGAAACAGAUGCGCAACCAGGCCGGUGGCGAGGGCAAGUUCUCCGAAGACACGGAUAGCGUUAGUGUAGGCGUUGAGCGGAAGUUCCAACCGAGUUCGUCUCAAAGCCUACUGGCAACAUCUCCGUGGAGUUCGAAGAGUUCUCGCACUUCGCGGAUCGCGCCAACUCCGGGAGGAUCACCUACGGGAGCACCACCGAGAAGGCAUCGGUACAACACUUAUCAGGGUCCUGGAUCCGAUUCGGCAACUUCGAUGUCAGCGGAAUCACAUGUCAGUCGGCAAUCGAUGAUGACGCAGCACAGCUCAAAAUCACGAGUCCGUUCCAACACAUUCCACUCGAAGCCUUCCUCCCAAGAUGGAAGCAGCCAGCAUGCGGCAGCUCAUUUCAUACUACAACAACAGAUGAUGCCGAAUCCUCAACAACCAUCUCCAGAGUCUCUACAACAGAUGCUGGCAACUACCCAGCACCAGAUUCGGCCACCUCCAGCCGCUGCUAUAAUUACCCCACCUGUUACUCAAAUCAUCAGCCCGGCUGGAUUCAUCGAACCGCAACAGUAUUUGGCAGCUAUUCCGGUGCAACCAGUAGCCGGGUUUCCACCGGAUUCGUCAGCCGGUGUUCUAUCUCCAAUUCCACCGACAUCCCCUGCGGCGUACGCGGUUCAUCCAAGCGUUCCCUCUGCAGCCGGAAGUGUUGUACUAACUCCCGCGCAGAACCAGGUCCAAGACCAGCUACAACGGAAGCACGAAGAACUGCAACAUCUGAUCAUGCAUCAGCAAGAAGAACUUCGAAGAGUUCAAGAGCAAUUGCUGAUGGCACGAUACGGUCUAUUGCCUUCCAUUGUAACUCUUCCGUUCACAUCCGCAUCCAGCAGUAGCAUCGAUAUUAGUAGUAGAUGCAGUAGCAGUACAUCCUAUCUUCAACAUCACCAGUCACCUCACAGUAGUCAACAGUUUCCAACGCACCCUAGUCUAGUGAAUCAGCCGCAAAACAUAAUGAACCCUCAGCCUCAACCACAACUCGACCAGCACAUACCCAUGCAACAGGAUCAGAAACCGAUCUUCCAUCCCAACCAGCAACUCAAUUUCACCGACACCGGACAACCGAAGCUUCCCGGAGACUCCAGCAAUGAAGUCGUUUCCUACAUGCAGCUAACUCCCGUCCCAAUCCAUCACCUGCAGCAACAAUCACAGUCCUCGCAGCAGCACCAACAAAACCAACACCAAAUGCAAAAUCCUCCGACAAUGAAUCUUCCGGGCCCCAGCAACAACAGCAUGGAACUGCUGCAGUACCAAAUGGCCGAAGAACAAGCGCAAACAUUGUUCACUUCGGGCAUGGAGCAGCAGCAACAGCAACAGCAGCACCUUCCUCAAUCGCAACAACAUCAUCACUACCAUCAGCAGCAGCAGCAGCAACAACAACAGCAAAUGCAUAAUCAGCAUUCGCUUCAGCACCAUCAUCAUCAACAACAACAACAGCAGCAGCAACAUCACCAUUCACAGCAUCAUCAUUCGCAUGGCUCUUCGCUGGGGUCACCCGGUGGAUCUACCCGAAGUCAUCACUCCAGGAGUGAUAUGUAGCUUUAUCGUUGGUAGGUAAUUGAAAAAAAAAGACAGGGACAUGAGUGAUCCUGACUGAAGUGUGAGCUAUAACUCUUAUUGAGCUGAUCGUGAAAAUGGAAGCAAAAUGUGAUAUUUGCAUUGUUUGAUAUUUCUGAAUAAUUGGAGAAAAGCGUAUACUCUUACUACAACGUUUUAAGAUUUACCCACGAUUUUCAACAAACAAAAAACUUUUUUUCUCAAGUAAUACAUAACGGAAGAUUUUCUGAAAAUGUCUACGGAAUAUUUUCCAUGAACUAACUAAAGUUCUUUCAAAAAAUUACAAUUCAGCUUCUCGAACUGUUUUUUUUUUCAAGAACGUUUCCAUUUUUUUUCCCUAAGAAUCAUUUGAAAAGUCUCCACUGUGGAUAACUUACCUCUUAGUGGUAGUCGAAAUACACGUAUCUGCCAAAGGAUAGGCAUUAGAGGACGGAAUUGAAAGGUAUAAAACUGAAAACACUAUCUCAGGUUCAAUACAAUGCCACUUUGCUACAUGAGAAGAUCGAAUCGAACCAUUGAAUACGUUUUUAGAUCAUGAAUUGUGAUGGUACAGGAAAAAAUCGCAGUAUUCUAGACGUAUUUUCAUGCAAUGGUCAUUUUUACGGAUGUUCCGGAUCAUCCGAUGGGCCCAUAAGUGGCCACUCUGGUCCAUCCACUCCCUAUCAAACCAUUGACUCCGACAUCAGAUCAAGAUUUGUAAUGGUAAAAGAAAAUAAACCAUCGCGUUUCAGACGAAUGUUUAUGUGGCAUGCCAAAUUUUCCGAAUAUACCGAAACCGGUUGCGAUAAGGAAAAAGAAGGACUUUCUAGAACCAUAUGCUGCUACAGAGUGAGUAUACGAAUUUCCACUAGUAUUUAUUUCAUUCAAACAAAUUACUUGCUAAGAGCAAAAAACCUGGAAUUUUCUUAUGAAUACCUCCAGGGACACCUUCAAAAAUUCUUCAAGCAACUUCUCCAGAAUUGUCGUCUUUCUGAAUUCUUCUAAGGACGUCUUGUGGGGUACCGAAGGUGAUUGUUUCGGGGCUUCCUCCAGAAUUUCCAUUAAAAAUUCCUCUAGGGAUUUCACCAGACAUUCUUCCGGGAUCUUUUCCUGGGAUAUCUUUAGAGGUUUUUUCAGUAAUUGUUCCAGGAGUUUUUUUUGAGGGUUUCUUCAGGGAUUUCCAAAGGAAUUUCACCAGAGAUCCUUUCCUCUAUUUCUACAGGUAUUCUUUCAAUGAUUUCUUCAGGGGUUUCUCCAUAUUGUCCUUCAAAAAUUCCCCAAGAGAUUGCUACAACAAUUCCAUCUGGAAUCAAUCGAAGUAUUUCUGCAGGAAUUUCUUCCAGGAAUAAUUUAGAAAAUUUUACCAGAGAUUAUUUAAUUCGUUCAGAAAUUACUGCCGACAAAUUCCUCAUAGGAUCGCUUCCGGGUUUUUUCAUGGCCUUUGUUCAGGUAUAUCUUUAAGGAUUUUCCAGUGAUUCACUCGAAAAUUCCUUCGGUGAUUCUUUCAGGAACAACUCCAUUUUAAAAAAUCUUUCAGGAACUCCUCCAGGAACUGUUUAGUAAUUCACUUAAGAAUUCCCCUUGGGACUGCUUCCAGGAUUUCUCCUGUUUUUUUUUUUCAGGAAUUCCUUCAGGAACUGUUACAGGGAUUCCUUCAGGACUUUCUCCACGAAUUCUUCUUAGGAAUCCUUCGGGAUUUUUCCAAGAAUUAUUUCUGCGAUUUCUCCAGGGAUUGCUACUAUUGGGAUUCCCUCAGGAACUCCUCCUGGGAUUUCUUCACCUGGGACCUGAGAUCGUAUCCCACUCCCGACAAACUUAAAAAAUGGGAGUUUUUCCUUCGGAAGGUAAGUAAAACGUGGGUCUCGAGAUGAACUAGCCUAGGGCUAAAAAUCUCGUUAAUGCAGAUAGAAAAAAAAGUUCUUCUUGGGAUUCAUCAAGAAAUUCCUCAAGAUUAUCCUCCAGAAAUUCUUCAAGGGAUUCCUGUGAGUAUUCCUGCAGGGACUCAUUCUGGAAUUUCUCCAGGAAUUCCUUAAGAAAUUCCUCCAGGGAUUCCUCCAGAAAUUUCUAUAGAAAUUCUUUCAGGAAAUCUUAAAGAGAUUUCUUCAGUUAUUUCUCCAGCGAUUCAUCCAGGAUUUCUUCAAGAGAUUCCAUUGGGAAUAUCUGCAGGGAUUCCGGCUAACGACUCCUCCAGAAAUAUUUCUAGUAAUUGCUCUAGGAAUUCUUCAAAAAAUCUUCAGACAUUUCUCCAGAAAUUCCUCUAGGGAUUGCUUCAGGAAUUCCUCCAGGAAUUCAUUCAGGUAUUUCUCCAGGAAUUCUUCCACGGAUUGGUCCAGGAAUAUCUCCAGGGAAUCAUCCAGGAAUUAUUUUUAGUAUACAAGAAAUCGUCCAGAAAAUUCUUCAGGGAUUUCUCCAGAAAUUUCACCUGAUUUAUUUUUUGAAAUUCCUCCAGAUAUUCCUGCAGGAUUUUCCGACAAUUUCUUCAGGAAUUCCUUUAGUGAUUUCUCCAAGAAUUCCUCCAUAAUUUAAGAAACCUAUAAUUUAAGAAACCCUCCCAUUCAUCAGAAUUUCUACAGGAAUACUUGAAGAUUGAAAUGGAAUGCAUACAGGAGCCAAGAAAUUCCCCAAGGAAUCGGCAAGGAAUUCUUUUGCAAUUACCUCCAAGCAAUCUCUUAGGAGUUCUUCCCCACGGAUUCUUUCAGGAUAAAUUUCUUCAUGAAUACCCCCUCAAUAGGUCGGAUCCAAAGGCACGUUUUCCUCCAUUUGGUAAAUAUGUGCCAUCAAAUACCCCCUGCAGCUCAUGCAAAGAACUCUUUCACAAAUUCACCCUGAGAUUCUUUCAGGAAUAUAUCCUGAGAUUUUUUAUUUUCUCCAAAAAACCCUUCAAGAAGUUAUUCAUUGAUUUUUCAGGAACUUCCAGAAAUUCCCCUGGAUUUUUUCCAGGGGUGUUUUGAAGGUGUUGCCUUAGGAAGUUCUGCGGGGAUUCCUCCAAAAAUUUGUUGAGAGACUCCCUAUGAAUUUCCCCCGGGAAUGCCUCAAGGAAUUCCAAGAAUUGUGUUGGGACUUAUCCUAAGAUUUCUUCAGGUAUUUAACCCGGGAGCGGUCGCGUCGUGUACUGAGUACAAGAAUCAUGAAAAAUGCACGCUUUUUUAUACACAGCGGGAGCAUGGUGUCGCUGAAAGUGGUCAAAGACGCGACUGCUCGAGGGUUAACCAGGGAUCUCCUUCCGAAUUUUAUUUAGGGAUUUCUUCAGCAAUUUCUUUUGAAACUUUCCAAGAAGUUGCAUAAAAUGUUCCAGGGAUUCCUUCAGAUAUCCCUGCAGCAGUUUCUUCUGGACUCCAUCAGGUAAUCUUACAAUAAAUCCUCCAACCAAGAUUCUUCCAAGCAACACAAAUGUCACAGAAGAAUCGCGGCAGCGCAUGUUUUGGUUGCACAGAAGUCACUGUGACUUACUGUAAACAUAUAAGUACUUACAUGCUAGAAGCGUUCUCAAACAUUUCUCCAAGGAAUUCACCCUGGGAUGACUCUUUUGGAAUUCUGCCAGAGUUUCCUCCCUGAAUUUCUUUAGGAAAUGCAUCAGGAAUUCCUUCAUAAAUUCCUCCAGACAUUUCUUUUCGAAUACAUUUUAGCGAAUUUCAGUUUUUUUAGAAUUCCAUUAUAUGAGAGUUUUUGGGAAAUACGUCAAGGAAAUUCUUCAGAGUGUGUAUUGGGAUUUCGUCCGGGUGCCGGUGUCGCGCGCUUUUGCUUCGUUGGUUCGAUUCUUUUUCUAUUCGGUAGUGAGCAUUUCGACGGCGGCGGGCCCAGCGUGCAUCAGUGUGUGAUGGGAUUUCGUCCGGGUGCCGGUGUCGCGCGCUUUUGCUUCGGUCAUUCGAUUUUUCUUUUUCCCUAUUCGGGAAUGAGCAUUUCGUUGUGUCGCGUCUUUUGUAGCAAUACUGAACGAUCACCUGACGUGGGUGAUCGAUUGUUUGCUUUCCGAGUGAAGCGAAUAAUAGCGUGUUAGAUUGCAUAUUAAGCGACCACCUGAUGCGGGUGGUCGAUUGUUUGCUUUCCGCGUAAAGCAAGCAAUAGCGCGGCAACCAGCAUGACACGAAGGUCAUAUUACUUAUCAAAGUGAAUCCAGACCCAACGAUACAUUUCCUACUAACAAACACUCCUUCCUGCAGCCUUUGGUGGAGUCGCAGCGGUAAACGCGGGCCUUCACUUAACAAAGGUUGUUACUAAUAUUCCUUCCCUCUUCCAACCUGACUGCAAGGACGUGGCCGGCGCCGUUAUUGUACCGUUAAAGAGAGUCUCUGAAGCGUGCACAGUGAGAAUAUAGACCACUCCCAGUCAAUUAUUCAGUUGAUUCAUUGUGCAACUGUCAUUGAUUCGGGUCAAUCACGGAAUAGCAACCAUAGAUGUGUGCAGUCAGUCUAAGCUAAGCUAAGCUAAGCUAAGCUAAGCUAAGCUAAGCUAAUACUUCAAGGAAAUUCUUCAAGAAUUUCUCUAGGGAUUCCCUUCAGGAAUUCUUACAGGGAUACCUCGAGGGCUCCAUCCAGUGAUAACUUCAAUGCUUUCCAGAGAAUAGGUACCAAGAAUUCUUCUAAGGAUCCUUCCGAGAAUACGUCAAUUGACAUAACCCUCUCUUUGGUGAUUUUAUGCAGUAUAUUUAGGGAAAUUCCGGCAAAGAUGUACCCCAAACAAUACAGCUGAAUUUUUAUUCUUGGAGGACGUUUAAGAAGAGAUCAUUGAACAGGUUUCCAUUAUGUUCUGCCAGAGAAAAUGUUUAACAAAAUCAUGCAGAAAAUUCUGAAUUGAUCAGAAAAAAAAUCUUAAUUUCCUAAAGAGUUCAGCUAUGAUUUCUUACAAAUGUUUUGUAGAUAUGUAUUGGCUUCAGAAUAAAUAAUGCACCUGUAAAGAAUACUCCAUAAUCUUCCAGAAAUUGGCCACUACUACCAUCACCAUGCUCAUUUAUGUAGAGCUGGCAAGCUUUUUUCAACGUAUUGCAAAAAUACAAAAUCGUGACUGCUGAAGAAUUAAUAAAACAUAAAUUUCUGCUAUAUUUUGUAGCUCACUCGCUGAGUUCGUUUUCGCCAAAGCUCCAAUGAUAAUUCCUAGCAGAGUCUCUGGUAUGAUCUUUGGAGGAAUUGCUGGUCGAUUAUCAUAUUUUUACUGCUAGGGAGGUUUCUUACUGCCUCCUCAAAGAAUUUUUGACAAAGCUUACUGGAUUCUAAAAACAUUGUCGAAUACUCUCUUCUUUUCGUAACAUUUUGCAAUAAAUAAACCAGAAUUUCAUGAACCACGUCAUAAAAUAAAUUAAACGAUCGAUAAAAAAUUGGGAACGAACCCCAAAAAAUAAAAAAAAAAUGAUCCAUAGAAAAUUGGAAAUAUAAGAAACGAUCCUUAAAAUUGGGGAAAUAAUUCAUAAAAACCCAAAUUAAUCCACCUAGUGGUGAUAGUGCCUUUCUCGUCGAAUAUGUUCUCACAAUCUUUCCGUCGACAUAAGUCAAAGUGUUCCUGAAUCCGGAUAUUUUUUAAAGAAAAGCAAUAAUUUUAUCAAAGCUAUCUUUGAAUUGACUUGAAACUUAUUGAUGACACAUAGUCCGACGUUAUGUUCAACGUAUACGCAGGGCUGAAUAAUAUCAGACUUCUCAGUUGACUGCUUGAGCACCUUCACUAACACUGGAGGCUGAUCAACAUCAAGACGAUACUAACAAGCUAAGAUAUAACUGUUUACACAAUCACAGAUCACUUUGCGGUCUUCGACAAAGUUUUCUCUGCACAUUUUAGGCUUUAUUUUAUUGACCGUCGAAAACAAGAACGAUAGGUAGUGAGUAUAGUGAGACGUCUGUUUGUAUGUGGGUUUAAUUUGUCAAGAUUUUGUUCUCUUACACAUAUUUAUCGCUUGCAUUGAUUUUAUUUACUUUCGUAGUUCCGGCGAAGCACCAAACGCUGGUUGUGCAACCCUACUGGUAGGCUCUAAUGUGGUAUGAGCUUAUUUUCUAGUUAAUCGUUCCUCGGGUUAUUCAAAAAGCCGUGAUGUGAUGUACAUUUAAUUACUUUCGAUGUGGUACCGGAAUAGGUCCCGGUGCACUACCGGGUUUCCCAAAUAGUGCAGCUGCUACUUCCGAAAGUUCAAAUUUGGUGCUAUCUGACACCUGAUCCGUUUGGUGAUCAACCGCAGUGAACUUUGGAAGCCAACAAUCGUAAAAUGAACAAGCUAUCAAUUCGUAUCACCUCAAUAUCUGUAGGAUUUGUGUUCAAAAACAAAUCCUAGCAUCUAAACAAAAACUAAAAUAGAGUUAGUUUAUCGAAUUAGAAGUUUACCCAGGUAAUUUGACAGCAAUCAUUGCCGAAUUAGCAUGGUUUUAUGGUACCACACUCAUGGGUUUGGUUCAAUUUCAUAUUUUACUACUUUCUAAGUCACUUUCGGUUCACAAUAUACCACUUAUCGAUUGUCCCUGAUGUGGUCUUUGACUAGUUUUAUGCAAAUUGUUAAUCAGUUUACCUAGAAAGUCGCCAAUUGAUGUACCGUAUACAUGGGUGUGGUUCAUUUAUGCAUUUCGCCAGUUCGGGCGAGACACUCGAAACUGGUUCCGAAACACUAACGGUAGUCUUAAAUGCGGCCUGAGGCUAUUUUCUUGCUGACCGAUCUUCGCGUUAUCGAAGAAGCCGUUAUUAAUUUUGUGCUGCGUGCAUGCGUUUGGUUCCGUUCUACAUUUGACCACUUCAGGCCGGCCACCUGGAACCGGUUUCGGCACACUAUUGAUUUUCCAAAGUGUGGUCUAUGCUUGUUUUUCUUGUUAACCGUACAUCAGGUUACCUGAAAAGUCAUUUAAUGUGUCGCAUUUAUAGGUUUGGUUCUCCUUUACGUUUGCCCUCUUCCGAUGGGGCACCCGUAAUCGGUUGUGGAGCACUACCAGUUGUCCCAAAUAUGGCAAAUCUUCUUUUUUGCCAAAUCAGAUACCUAAAAAUUCACGAUUCAUGAUGCAAUAUAUGGGUUUGGUUCAUUUUUUUAUUUGGCCAUUUCCGGCGGGACACCUGGAACCGGUUCCGGAUCACUACUGGUUCCGAUAUGUUCUGAGAAUAUUUUCCUGCAUACUGUUCAUCAGAAUAUCAAAAAAGCCACUAUUUGAUGUGUCGCAUGCAUGAGUUUGGUUAACUUUUAUACUUGGCCACCUCCGGCGGGACAUCUGAAACCGGUUCCGGAACACUACUGGUUCCGAUAUGGUCUGGGAAUGCUUUCCUGCUUACUGUUCAUUGGUUAUCGAAAAAGCCGCGGUAUGAUAUGUCGCAUGCAUGGUUCUGCUUCAAUUUUAUAUUUGGCCACUUUCGGCGGGACACCCGGAACCGGUUCCGGAACACAACCGGUUCAAAUAUGGUCUGACAAUAUUUUCCUGUUUACCGUUCACCAGGAUGUCAGAAAAGCCACUAUUUGAUAUGUCACAUGCGAGGGUUUGGUUAACUUUUAUGCUUGGCCACCUCCAGCGGGACAUCUGGAACCGGUUGUGGAAUACUACCGGUUCGGAUAUGGUCUGAGAAUGUUUUCUUUCUUACUGUUCAUGAGGUUAUCGGAAAAGCUCGGUUUGAUAUGUCGCCUGCAUGGGUUUAAAGCACUUUUAUGUUUAGCCACUUCCGGCGGGACACCCGGAACCGGUUCCGGGACACUACCGGUUCAGAUAUGGUCUGAGACCAUUUUUCUGCUUACCGUAAUCAAGUUAUCAAAAAUGCCGUAGUUCAGGGGUUCUCAAACUUUUUCAGCUUGCGACCCACUUUCGAUUUUUAAAGAAUUUGGCGACCCACCAGAGCGUAUUUUCAUAAAAUAACUCAUUUUUGUAAAUUUGGACUGACUUUUCAAUAAAUACAUUUUAUCACUUCCAUUGGCUUUGGAUCAACAAACGUUACGUAAGUAGUAAAUAGUUUUUUUUUGUAACUAUUGUACUGUUUCUGUUUUUUUUGAAAACUCCAAGUAAGAUUAAGGUACCCAAGUGUCCAGUUUCGGUAAACUCUUAGUCUAAAGAAGUUUUCAAGUUUUCAAUCAAGACUGACUUUAAGCAGCACUACAAAACAGGUUUUUGGUUUUCUCUCACAUAUUCUAAAAAUAAACGAAAUAAAAAAUAUUUAUACAAAUUCUUUGAUGAUGUAGUAGCAGUUUUGUAAUUCUGCAGAACUUUUUUUUUUACUUAAUCAUGCGCCAACAGGCAUAACGGAGCCUAUCUGCAGAACUUCUGCAGAACUGCUUCUCAGCUUAGUGUUCUAUGAGCACUUUCACAGUUAUUAACUGAGAGCUUCCUCUGCCAAUGACCAUUUUGCAUGCGUAUAUCGUGUGGCAGGCACGAAGAUACUCUAUGCCCAAGGAAGUCCAGGAAAUUUCCUUUACGAAAAGAUACUGGACCGACCGGGAAUCGAACCCGUCACCCUCAGCAUGGUCAUGCUGAAUACCCGUGCGUUUACCGCCUCGGCUAUAUGGGGGUCAGACACACUUAUUAUAUUUAUAUUUUUAUUGCAAUCAUUUUUCAGUUGUUCUGAUUUCUGCGAAAGUUCGGAUUAUCGAUACCCAUCAGAAUUUUUCCGAAGUUAACCUUUACUUAAGUUCGGUAAAGUUUAGGUUUGUCUAAGUUUGGUAAUUUUCUGCUGGUUUUUGAUAAAUCAUUUUUUUUAUAUUUUAACUGCUGAACUUGGUAGGUAUGUAAAUAUCUAACUGACAAUGAUUUCAUAACACAGAAAGAGACAUCGCACUUCUAAAAAUAACUCUGUCGAUUUUCCAAGGGCGUAUUUGUACAUUACACAAUGGCUAGCUGACAUAAGAUAAUUAAGACCGUGACGAGAGUUUCGACUGGAAAUUUGUUGAAUAUUUUAACUGGCUUUCUCAGUCUGGGGAAAUUCAAAACGACUAGUUUUGUAUUGCCCGACGUUUCGGCCUUGUUUAUUUGGCCUUUUUCAAGGGUAAACUAAAAUAGAGUAUACAUUUUUGGUAUUACAACAUAGAACAGAAAACAUAACAUAAAACUACACCUACACUGUCUGUCGUUCUUCGUUACAUUUAUAUAUGCCGCAAUUUUCAUGUUGGGCUUCUUGUAUGCCUGGAUUUUGUAAAUAACACUUAUUAGGGACAUUUAACAUUUUUUACCAUAUUCAAAAACUUACGAAAUAACUAUUUGAUUUUGUUUGGGGACACUGGACUGGACACACCUAUUAUCAACGACCUGGACUGUACGAUUACAAAAUGAUAUUCUACGGUUGAUUAAAAGAUGGCGGGUAAGGCAAGGUGGAGCUUUCGUGCAGUUGGAUAAAGUUUUUGGCUUUAUCGUACUUUGGACUUGUUCUAAAACUAAUGGUGGGUGUUGUGUGUACUAUUUCUAAGUUGUUCUCUGCGAGAGUUGGUUGUUUUAAUUGUGUGCAAUAUGCCAGCGUAGGCAGUAUUGAGUCCAUCUACAUCGGUGCGGAAAUUUAUAGUAUUGGAUGUGUUUUGUAUAUGGCACAUUUCCAAUAUUGAUAGAGCGGUGGAUCGGAGAGUGCGAUGGACUCAAUACUGCCUACGCUGGCAUAUUGCACACAAUUAAAACAACCAACUCUCGCAGAGAACAACUUAGAAAUAGUACACACAACACCCACCAUUAGUUUUAGAACAAGUCCAAAGUACGAUAAAGCCAAAAACUUUAUCCAACUGCACGAAAGCUCCACCUUGCCUUACCCGCCAUCUUUUAAUCAACCGUAGAAUAUCAUUUUGUAAUCGUACAGUCCAGGUCGUUGAUAAUAGGUGUGUCCAGUCCAGUGUCCCCAAACAAAAUCAAAUAGUUAUUUCGUAAGUUUUUGAAUAUGGUAAAAAAUGUUAAAUGUCCCUAAUAAGUGUUAUUUACAAAAUCCAGGCAUACAAGAAGCCCAACAUGAAAAUUGCGGCAUAUAUAAAUGUAACGAAGAACGACAGACAGUGUAGGUGUAGUUUUAUGUUAUGUUUUCUGUUCUAUGUUGUAAUACCAAAAAUGUAUACUCUAUUUUAGUUUACCCUUGAAAAAGGCCAGAUAAACAAGGCCGAAACGUCGGGCAAUACAAAACUAGUCGUUUUGACUAGACGUUUUGACAGACUGAGAAAGCCAGUUAAAAUAUUCGAUAAUUAAGACUUUUAUUACAAUAUUGCCCAAGCCUUCGCGACCCACCAAAAAUCAGCCCGCGACCCACCAGUGGGUCGCGACCCAUAGUUUGAGAAACGCUGCCGUAGUUUGAUGUGUCGCAUGGAUGGGUUUGUAGCGUCAUUUGAGUUUUUUGUACACACACACACAGACAUCACCUCAAUUCGUCGAGCUGAGUUGAUUAGAUUACGUGACUCGACCCUCCGGGCCUCCUAUCAAAAAGUCAUUUUUGGAGUGAACAUAUAGCCUUUCCAGUUAGUACACUUGGUGUACGAGAAAGGCAAAAAUGAUCCAAUAAAACCAUGGAUGAUUUUCUCGUUAAAUUUCCACAAUUGGUUUAUGGAUCAUUUACUAAAUUUUAUGAUUCAUUUCUAAAAUUUUAUGGAUCGCUUAAAAAAUUGUUAUGUAUUAUUUUCUAUGUUCUAUGGAUCGUUUUCAUAUUUUCUAUGGAUCAUUUUCUAUUUUUUUAGGGAUCGUUUCCUAUUUUCUAUGGAUUAUUCUUGAUAUGAUCAACCAUUUCAAGGAGCAGUUUAUGAAAUUCUGGAUUUUUAUUGAUUUACAAAAGGAAGGGAGCAUUCAAAAAUGUUUCAUGGAUCCAAAUGACUGCUUUAUGGUUUUCUGGUAUGCUUCUAUGGAAUAUUGAAAAGUUGUCAAUUGAUCAUUUACUAAUUUGUCAUAGAUCGUUUUAUAAGUUUAACGGCGCAAACAUUGUAGCAACCCAAUGUUUGCGCCGUUAAACUAAUAAAACGAUGUAUCAUGCUUAUUUCUAUAUAAAAUUUUUGAAAAAAAAAAUUAAAAUUUUUCUUCGGAGAUCUUAAAAGAAUUGCAGAAGUAUUCUUGUUUAUUGUUGCCGAAAAUUUUCGGAAAUAUUUUAAAGAAUUUCUACCGUAACUUAAUUUUAACAGUUUUUGGGAGGAAACUCCAUUAACAAGAAUAUUUCUGCAAUUCUUCUAAGAUCUCCGAAGAAAUUCUUCAAAAUAUAUCCAAAAAUUUUAUACAGAGAUUAGCUUCAAUAUUCAACAUUUUGAAUAUUCAUUCUACAGAAUUUUGGAGAUUCUGAAGAUUUCAGGCGAAGAUUCAUUCGGUUCGGGAUUUAUGAUAGCAUAUAUUGUGCUAUUGAAACGAGUAUUAACUUGCUUGAAAUGAAGAAAAAAAAAAGAAGAAAAAAAUGAUACAUAUCCAAUUUUGGAGGAAGUUGGAAGUUUCUCGAAAGUUGCUGGAGCAUGUGCUGGAGUCUUUUCAAUUAGAAUCACGCCAUAUUACAAGCAUCUUGCCAGUAGACAGUUAUUUGAAGUUCUCAUAUGAUAAAUAAUCAAAUCAGAAGAUCUUUUAAUCGUGGAGUGAUAGGGAAGAGGGCCUCUCUAAAAAAAAAACACCCCUCCUAAAUCCGGCCCUGUAUGGACCAUUCGAAACCUCACGUUUCCCCUAAUGUUUUGCAACAGCACUUCAGUGAAGAUCAAUUAGGAAUGUCUCCUUUGUUCCAUUGUCCGUUGAUAAACAAGUCAUUUGUCAUACAAACAUUCUACACACUCAAAUCAAAAACAAUAAUGUGCUAACAACGAUGGCUUUGUAUUUUGUAGUAUACAAAAUACUUACACUACCUACAUGAAAGCCUUGAGGCCACACAUUUUUAUAUGGAAAAUCAUACAUAUUUUUAUAGUAUAGAUUAAUACCAAAUAUCGUUGCUAGAUUUCAGCAAACCGAGCUCGUGGAGUUAUACUGAACCGAUAUGUGUAUGAAUGUAACUACAUACUGACCUAGGGCAUUGUACCGUCAAUAUACUCAUUGACGGAUUUAUACAGGGAUAUGUAUUUUUGUAAAUAUAGUUUGUAGUGAAAUAGAUUUUAAUUCCAAAGCUGUAGCUGUAAUUCCGCAAUUGCAAACUUUCAGCAAAGUCAGACCAAUUUGAUGUUCCAUUUGAGAGAAAAAAUCAAGUGAUAACGAGUCCAUUCCAGUGAGAAAAUAAGAAAUUUAAAAUCACGAGCUUAUAUGGUAAAUUUACCACCAGAUGUGUAUAUAUUUUCGUACGGAAAUUUGUGUAUACAUUACAUGAACGAGAUGGUGAGUCGCGUUUUUAAAAGGAUACCGUUUUUUUUUGUAUAGCAGACAAUUGUAUUUAUCUAUGUGAAAACAUCAAUGUAGACAUAAAGCUGAAUGAAAAGAUCCCGCCGUAAUUCAAA
Aedes albopictus (Asian tiger mosquito) is the source of this 16434-nucleotide messenger RNA. It is a transcript of the gene Clk, whose product is annotated as circadian locomoter output cycles protein kaput. Gene Ontology annotation, biological process: regulation of transcription by RNA polymerase II; circadian regulation of gene expression. Gene Ontology annotation, cellular component: nucleus; CLOCK-BMAL transcription complex; cytoplasm. The coding region runs from base 1515 to 4151 and encodes 878 amino acids. The transcript is spliced from 8 exons. Gene Ontology annotation, molecular function: RNA polymerase II cis-regulatory region sequence-specific DNA binding; DNA-binding transcription factor activity, RNA polymerase II-specific; protein dimerization activity. The record is from RefSeq and is a predicted model, not a curated record. NCBI's taxonomy places the organism in Eukaryota, Metazoa, Arthropoda, Insecta, Diptera, Culicidae.